Messenger RNA from Chlorella variabilis, 282 nucleotides. RefSeq names its product expressed protein. The record is from RefSeq and is a predicted model, not a curated record. The transcript has 4 exons. Bases 1 to 282 code for a protein of 93 amino acids. Lineage: Eukaryota; Viridiplantae; Chlorophyta; Trebouxiophyceae; Chlorellales; Chlorellaceae.
AUGCAGCCAGCACCCGAGCGCACCUCCCUGGCCUGCGGCUCCAAAGACAGCCGCUCACCCCGCCGCGAGUCGCGCUCCCCUCGCCGCACACGCAGCCGCUCGCCCGCCCGCGGUGGCGGCGGCGCCGCCGCCGAAUGGCGGGUCAAGCUGGACCGCCUGUUUGACAAGGGCUACCUGCGCAAGAGCGAGAUCGACACAGUUCUGCUGGAGGACAUUGAGAAGCUGAAUGAUGACGAGGCGGGCUGCGUGGUGGACCGUCUCACUGAGGCCAACCUAGAGUGA